AUGAAAGAGGAAAUUGCUGCUGCAGUCUUCUUCAUCACAAGGCUAGUGAAGAGGGAAGACAAGUUGAGCAAGCGUAAAAUAGAGAAAUUUGCAGCUAAGCUGACAACAAUACUGUUUGAAAAGUAUAAGAAUCACUGGUACUUGGACAAUCCAUCCAGAGGACAAGCCUUCAGGUGUAUAAGGAUAAACAAACAUCAAGCAAGAGAUCCACUGCUGGAGCAAGCUUGUGUGGAGAGUAAUGUGGACUUCAAUAACCUUGGCUUGCCAAAGGAAAUGACACUGUGGGUUGAUCCAUUUGAGGUGUGUUGCAGAUAUGGUGAAAAGAACCGACCCUUCACAAUUGCGCACUUUGAAGGAGAGGAGAACCCAGAGCUUCCUCAGCAGAUCAGCUAUGCUGUUGACAGGGCAGCACUAGACUAUCAUUCGGGCAUCUCUUCAGAUGAGGAGAGCUUCCAUAAAGAGCCAAAAGCUAUCCCUACUGUCAGCAAUCCUAACAGUGUCUACCAGUUAAGUGACUACUGCAAGGCACCCAUACAGCCCUGGUCUCAGUAUCUUCAUAGGAAGACCUUUAUGAUUGAUGGCUCUUCCUAUGCCCAGCACAAGGGUUAUAAAGCCUACCGGCCAGCUGCCGCUUUCACAGGACUGCGUGUUGAUAGAUACCACUGGAUCAAUACCAAGCGCUAG
Colius striatus (speckled mousebird) is the source of this 684-nucleotide messenger RNA. RefSeq names its product BTG anti-proliferation factor 4 (gene BTG4). The coding region runs from base 1 to 684 and encodes 227 amino acids. Gene Ontology annotation, cellular component: nucleus; cytoplasm. NCBI's taxonomy places the organism in Eukaryota, Metazoa, Chordata, Aves, Coliiformes, Coliidae. The transcript has 4 exons. Gene Ontology annotation, biological process: negative regulation of mitotic cell cycle; negative regulation of cell population proliferation. The record is from RefSeq and is a predicted model, not a curated record.